Molecule: messenger RNA, 1315 nt
Organism: Paramecium pentaurelia
Lineage: Eukaryota; Ciliophora; Oligohymenophorea; Peniculida; Parameciidae
Source: the annotation of a GenBank genome assembly
AUGAAUCAAUUAGAUGAUUUUGAUCAAAUUGGAUUCUAAUAAUCUUCUAGUCAAAAUGCAAAUUUCGACUUUGAUGGAAAUAUUAGAAAUCCAUAAACUUCUACAAAUCAUAACAGAAAAAUAAAAGAAAAUACAAAAAAUACAUAUAUCAAAAAAAUUAGUUCACUUAUGAAAUUAUCUCCAACAUAAGAAAAAAUUGAAGAGAAAUCAAUGUAAAUUGUUUCAUUAAUUAAAAAGGCCAGAAAAAAAAUUAUUAACUAAACCAUUUUAAAGUCAAUAAUAAUUUAAUUAUAUUUCUCAAACAGAAAAGGAAGAUAAAUUAGCAAAGAAUAGAGAAUCAGCUAGAAAUAGUAGAAAAAGAAAGAAAAUUUAUCUUGAAUUACUAGAAAACAAAGUAACAAAAUUAUCUGAAUAAUUGGAUUUAUUUAAAGAUGUUAAUGAUAAAACCUAUAGUUUGGCAUAAAAUUUAUAAAUUAAAUUAACAUAAGUAAAUAAAUAUACAAUAUACUCUCUUAGAAAAAAGAAUAAGAUUAAACAAAAUGUAUAUUAUUCAACAACCUAUAAACAUCAUUAUAAAAUAAUGCAUCAGAAGCAAAUGUUGAUUCAAUAAUAGAUUCUUUAAAUGUAAAUUAUAUAUAGAUAUAAAUAGAAAAAAUUUGGUUCAGCAUCUUAAGAAAGAUAAUUCUUAAUUGAUCAUUAUGCAAGAUAGAUAAAUGAAAAUUGUUUAGCUCCAUUUUGCAAUUAUAUCAUUUAAAUAGCUAAGAAAUAAGAUGAUAUCUUUUGUUAAAAUGAAUAGUAAAUAAAUAAAUAAUUAUAUAAUAGAAAUAUGAAUCUUAAUGUGUUAACUUAAUUGAAAUUGGCAGAUAAAUAAAAAUAAAUACUUUUAAAAAAAUAAUAAAAAUUAGCUAAACAUUAUCAUGAUAUCUCUAAGUAUAUUUUAAUCUUAUAUAUAAGUGCUGUUACUUAAAUUAUGGAUACAAAAUCUUUGAUCUAAAAAGAACUAGCAUCCUUUGAUUCAACUCUUGAUUAAUUGAGAAAUGAAUUAAGACCAUCAUAAGUAGCAAAAUUACUCUUAGCAAUUGAAAAGAAAGACAUGCAACAUACCUUUAAAGAGUCAUUUGAGAAAUUUUUUGGCCAUGACAUAGAAGAGGAUGACUCUUUAGAUUUAUAUUAAUUUAUGACUGAACGAAAUUAAUGUAAUUCUCUUGGAAUUGACAUUUAAAAUACCUAUGAUGUUUUUAGAGCUUCUCAUGAUUUUCUUUUUGGUAAAAAUGAAGAAAUAGAAAAUAAUUAGAUAAAUGGUAAAGAUAUUUGA